AUGUUCUUCUCACAUGAAGCACUCAGCAAAUCAAAUUUCAGCAUCCACUCCACUGCAAAAUUGCUAAGUCCAUUAAAUCCGUCAACAAUAAAACUAGCAAGGUCUUUGAGUUCAUCACUCAAUGGAACUGAACUAGAUUUCAGUACCAUCCAAACAACGGUUGCACCAACAUUGUUUCUAGCACUUUCGACAAUUGCGCACAUCUCACAGGUUACUUUUGUUGGAAUGGAUGACCUUUUAUUCUCACUUCACAACUCUGAAUAUCGUGAAUGGGGUCGAUUUGGAUUGGGUAGUCAAACUACUGUAGUGUUCUCUAAUACUACAUCUUCUGGAAAUUGGUAUACUCAACCAGUAAAUAGGGACACUGGGAUGUUAUAUGGUGUCGCAGUAAAUAUUGAUUCAAACUCUAUGUUCACACCAAAUGCUAGUUGGUUCCAACAAGCCUUAAACAACACGAGUGGGUAUUCUUGGUUGGGAACCGGAUGUGAUGGAGCUCAAAAUAGCUUGUUUUUUAGUAGUGUUGCUGUAGACGGAAGAGGUGUGGUUUCGCUCGGUAUGCAAGCACAAGUAGUUGUUGAUCAUUUUAACGCUGUAGAUUUUCAUGACGGUUAUUUUCACCUAGCUACUUCAGAUGGCCAAGUGAUUGUGCAAUCAAAACUUCCCAAAACCCAAUUUCAGAUAAGCAACAACAUGGUUACAGUGCAAGCAGUGAAUCUUCAUGGUGUUGUAAUAGGUGUCGUUGAUAGAUUCUUAUGCAAUCAGUCAUCUAGUCACUUAUUGAAAAUAAAUGGAAUAAAGUACACAGUGUAUUGUGAUACCCUCAAGAUUGUUGGAAUCCCAUCGGUAUAUGUACUGACUUAUCCAACAUUUAAUGGACUUUUGCACAAAGUCUACAUAUAUAGAGCUUUACUUGGGCUUCUGUUGUUCAUAAUUCUAAUUUCUCUUUGCUUCUUUAUAUUCUGGAUAAUAAGAGCUGCAAAUAGAGAAAUGAUCUUAUGCGCACGUAUCAUAAAACAAGAAGGUGCAACUCGCCAAGCAGAGCGCAAAAGUAUGAACAAAACUAAAGCCUUUAGUAGAGCAAACCAUGAUGUGCGCGCUUCUUUGGCAGCCAUCACUGGUUUGAUAGAGUUGUGUCAUCAAGAUGCCAAACCAGAAUCUGAGCUAGCAAUCAACUUGGGACAAAUGGAUACUUGUACAAAGGACCUCAUAGGCAUAUUGAACACUGUUCUGGACAUAAGUAAAAUUGAAGCUGGGAAAGUGCAACUUGAAGUGGAAGAAUUCAAUUUAGCUCAGCUCCUCGAGGAUGUUGUUGAUAUGUUCUAUCCUAUUGCUAUAAAGAAAGAUGUAGAUACAUUGCUUGAUCCUUGUGACAACUCACUUGCCAAAACAUGUCAUGUAAGGGGUGAUAGAGGAAAACUCAAACAGAUCUUGUGCAACUUGAUUAGUAAUGCUGUGAAGUUUACAUCCGAAGGUCAUAUCACAGUUCGUGCCAUGGUUGCGAAAACAAGUUAUGAAAACUCAAUAAUUGCUUCUAAUCGUAGUCGUAUGUUGAAGUGGCCAUGGUGGUUUUACAAGAGAGAGGAAGAUUUCAAUGAUUUGAAUGUCCUUCAUAGGGCUGAAAAAGACCCUAAUACCACAAAGUUUGUCAUUGAGGUCGAUGAUACAGGCGAGGGAAUUCCUAAAGACAAACGAGAAUUUGUUUUUGAAAACUUUGUUCAAGUUACAGACAAUGCUACAGGAAAAGAAGGUUCUGGUUUGGGACUCGGUAUUGUUGAAUCUUUGGUGCGUCUAAUGGGUGGAGAGAUAAAAAUUAUUGAUAAAGAAGCUGGUGAGAGAGGAAGUUGCUUCAGAUUUGAUGUUUCUCUUCAGACAUAUAAACCAGAGAUCGGUGAAAUGGAAGAGGAAUAUUGGCCACUUCGACCUUUUGGAAUACACCUUUUGCCACCUUCACCUAAACUAGAAGGAUCUCGUGUUGUACUCUUUAUAAGAGGCAAUGAACGAAGAAAGGUGUUGGUGAAGUAUAUCAGAAACUUGAACAUAAAAGUUACAACUGUAAAGCAUGCUAAACAACUUGUUCCGACACUUGGGAAGAUCAAACACAAGUUAGACCUUUCCUAUUUCAGUUAUUCGGAGACCCCAUCAGAGUUUCUUGAACAUAUAAACACAUCUCCAUCCAACAACUCCGAUUCAAGACCAAGUGAUGAGUCUCAAAGUAUCAAGGAAAUUGAAGAAGAUAAAAAGACCAACUCGAGAAGCUUGCUUGCAGGAAAGGCAUUCAAAGUUCUAAAUGCAAGGUUGUGUGGUUAG
Rosa chinensis is the source of this 2307-nucleotide messenger RNA. Its product is annotated as histidine kinase CKI1. Lineage: Eukaryota; Viridiplantae; Streptophyta; Magnoliopsida; Rosales; Rosaceae. Bases 1 to 2307 code for a protein of 768 amino acids. Gene Ontology annotation, biological process: phosphorylation; signal transduction. The transcript has 6 exons. The record is from RefSeq and is a predicted model, not a curated record. Gene Ontology annotation, molecular function: phosphorelay sensor kinase activity. Gene Ontology annotation, cellular component: nucleus.